Molecule: messenger RNA, 1560 nt
Organism: Perognathus longimembris pacificus (Pacific pocket mouse)
Lineage: Eukaryota; Metazoa; Chordata; Mammalia; Rodentia; Heteromyidae
Gene: Thumpd1
Product: THUMP domain containing 1
Exons: 4
Coding region: 42-1112 (356 amino acids)
Biological process (GO): tRNA modification
Molecular function (GO): RNA binding
Source: RefSeq, a predicted model, not a curated record
CACCCCGCGCCGGUGUAGCUGAGGACCCCGUGGAAAGUAUCAUGGCAGCUUCAGUGCCGCAACCGCCUCCUCAGGUCGCAAGCAAGCGCAAAAGCAAAGCCCAGUAUGUGCCAGCCAAGCGGGCUCGGCGUUGUGAUGCCGGCGGUUCGCGGCAGCUGGAGCCGGGGUUGCAAGGUAUUCUUAUUACCUGCAACAUGAACGAGCGCAAGUGCGUGGAGGAAGCGUAUAGUCUGCUAAACGAAUACGGUGACGACCUGUAUGGGCCUGAAAAGUUUGUAGAAAAGGAUCAGCAGCCCUCUGGAAGUGAGGAAGAUGAUGAUGAUGAUGUGGAGUCUGCCUUGAAAAAAGAAGUUGGAGAUAUUAAGGCUUCUACAGAGAUGAGAUUAAGAAGAUUCCAGUCAGUGGAGAGUGGAGCAAAUAAUGUAGUCUUCAUCAGGACACUUGGCAUAGAGCCUGAGAAACUGGUGCAUCAUAUUCUCCAGGAUAUGUAUAAAACCAAGAAAAAGAAGACUCGAGUUAUUCUACGAAUGUUACCAGUUUCAGGCACAUGUAAAGCUUUCUUAGAAGAUAUGAAAAAAUAUGCAGAAACAUUUUUGGAACCCUGGUUUAAAGCUCCAAACAAAGGGACAUUUCAGAUUGUAUACAAAUCUAGAAACAAUGGUCAUAUGAAUAGAGAAGAAGUUAUCAAAGAAUUGGCAGGAAUCGUGGCCAGCCUCAAUUCAGAAAAUAAAGUAGAUCUCACCAAUCCACAGUACACGGUGGUAGUAGAAAUUAUCAAAGCUGUCUGUUGCUUGAGUGUUGUGGAAGAUUACAUGCUUUUCAGAAAAUACAAUCUCCAGGAGGUGGUGAAGAAUGCUAAAGACCCAUCACAGCUUUACCCAAAGCUGGGAAAUGGGAAAGAAGUAAAAUUGGAACCUGACAACAAAUUAAAUCAGAAUGAUGCAGCAGACGGAAAUGGGAAGAAACAAGAGGUAUCAAAGAAUUGCGAGGAGCAAGAUCAGCCAAAACCAAGAUCUGAGACAGAGGUACUAAUGAAGGAAGAAGUGGGUAAAUCUGAGCCUGCAAGUCAAAUCACAGAUGAAUCCAAAUCAAAUGAAAAUGACCUCUUAUAGAGUUCAUUUGUAUUAGAGAUGAGUUUCUCAACUGGGAUUCUCUGAGAUGGUCCUGGGGUUUUGUGUAAAAUUCUGGCUUAAAAUAGUCUUAACUUUUGUGUGCUGCAUACAUAGUGCUGAUCUUACAGUACUGAGCCCUGUUAUUUGUAGUUUCCUCAGAGCUCUUACAGCCCUAUUUGGUCCAUAUGCUAUCUAUCACACUGGAUAGUGUGGUAGAAGGAUGACAUGGUUCUCUCUGCUGAUUACCUCCCCCUUUGUACUGCCAACUGACUUAGAACAGUUACUGAGAAACAGAAAACCAGAAGGAAAGUUUCAUUAUAAGUCAGUUUGGUGUGUUUGUUUUUUUAAAUAUGCUACAACUCAGCUAUCCUCUGCCACUUCUGUUACAAACACUGCAAAAACAGGGAUUGUGUAAGUUAGAAGUAAAUUGUUUUGUGAUGGUUUUGUA